This is a messenger RNA of Nicotiana attenuata, 543 nucleotides long. Its product is annotated as RNA-directed DNA polymerase homolog. The transcript has 2 exons. Bases 1 to 543 code for a protein of 180 amino acids. The record is from RefSeq and is a predicted model, not a curated record. Lineage: Eukaryota; Viridiplantae; Streptophyta; Magnoliopsida; Solanales; Solanaceae.
AUGCGGCAGAGGGUAUUCAUUAUAAUAGCAUACAAGCUUCUCAAGGUAAUGAGAUAUCUCCUAGGUUCCUUCGAUCACAGAAUUCCUCUCAUAGAUAAAGCAAUACCUGUUAGUAAGUGGCCUUAUAGAUAUCCUAGAAUAAAGAAGGAUGUCAUCGAGAAGUUUGUGCAGGAAAUAUUGGAUCAGGGAGUGAUACAACAUAGUACCGGUCCUUAUGCUUCUCAUGUUGUUUUAGUGGGAAAAAAAGAUGGUAGCUGGAGGCUUUGUGUUGAUUACAGAGAUCUAAAUCAGCUGACUGUUAAGGAUAAAUUCCCUAUACCAAUUAUUGAAGAUUUAUUAGAUGAAUUGGGGGGUGCUGUGGUUUUUUCUAAAAUUGAUCUUAGAGCUGGUUAUCACCAAUUAAGGAUGGCUGUUGAUGAUGUUCAUAAGACUGCUUUCAAAACUUAUGAAGGAUACUAUGAAUUCUUAGUUAUGUCAUUUGGCUUUACUAAUGCUCCAUCAUCCUUCCAAAGUCUUAUGAAUCUGUCUUUAAAGCCCUUCUAA